Molecule: messenger RNA, 2100 nt
Organism: Canis lupus familiaris (dog)
Lineage: Eukaryota; Metazoa; Chordata; Mammalia; Carnivora; Canidae
Gene: TECRL
Product: trans-2,3-enoyl-CoA reductase like
Exons: 12
Coding region: 141-1172 (343 amino acids)
Biological process (GO): very long-chain fatty acid biosynthetic process
Molecular function (GO): oxidoreductase activity, acting on the CH-CH group of donors
Source: RefSeq, a predicted model, not a curated record
UGCUAAAUAAAACUGAACUCUUGGAAUGGCAUGGCACUUGACCUUUCCCGGUUUCACCAGCAGUAUUUAAACUGGUGCAAAGGCAAUGCUCUUGCAAGUGUCUUCUGUUGACAUGACAGAUUCUCUUGCUGGUUCACACCAUGUUCAGGAGGCACAAGUCCCUGGCUUCGGAUCGCAGGAGAGAAGUAUUUUCUCGAGGGGCUGCACGGUCCAUGUUGAAGAAUGACUUGAGAAACUUUCAGUGUUUGUCUCAACUUGUGCUCUCAGCGGGCCCUCUGAAAGCAAUUCCAGUAGUUAAACAUUCAAAAACUGUGCACUUUGAGAUUGAAAUACUUGAUGCUCACACCAGAAAGCAGAUAUGCAUUGUGGAUAAGGUGGUGCAAACAUCUACUAUUCAUGAUGUUAAACAAAAAUUCCAUAAAGCAUGUCCAAACUGGUAUCCUUCCCGAGUUGGCCUGCAGCUAGAACAAGGUGGGCCUUUUUUGAAGGACUACAUAACCGUUCAAAGCAUUGCAGCUUCCUCCAUUGUCACUCUCUAUUUUACAGACCUGGGUCGACAAGUCAGUUGGAUUACAAUAUUUUUGGCUGAAUAUACAGGACCUCUGCUGAUUUAUCUCCUCUUUUAUUUGAGGAUCCCAUACAUAUAUGACAUGAAAGAGAGUUCUAGAAGAUUACGCCACCCAGUGGUACACUUGGCUUGCUUCUGUCAUUGUAUACACUAUAUCCGAUAUCUUUUGGAAACCUUAUUUGUUCAUAAAGUUUCUGCAGGACAUACACCUUUGAAAAAUUUGAUAAAGGGCUGUGCCUUUUAUUGGGGAUUUACUUCUUGGAUUGCAUACUAUAUUAAUCAUCCACGGUAUACACCACCAUCAUUUGGUAACCGCCAAGUCACAGUAUCUGCUAUCAAUUUUUUGAUUUGUGAAGCUGGAAAUCAUUUCAUCAAUGUGAUCUUGGCUCAUCCCAAUCAUACAGGAAUUAAUGCCUGUUUUCCAAGUCCAAAUUAUAACCCCUUCACAUGGAUGUUUUUCCUGGUUUCAUGUCCUAACUACACCUAUGAGAUUGGAUCAUGGAUUAGUUUCACAGUCAUGACACAAACACUGCCAGGUACUAGAGAAUAUCUUUCAGAACAGGGACUGUCUGAUUUUCACCUCGCUCUAAACUCUAAACUCUAGCACAACGUAUGGAGUGGUUACUCAAGAAAUGUUUGACUAAUAGGCUUUGUUCUCCAUGUUCUCAAAUGUGAAUUUCAACCUUCUGUUCCUUUGUUUGUCAAUAUCAGAAGUAAAUAACCUCUAAAACUUACCUGCAGUAAGUCUGGCUCUAGCUAUUUACAAAUAUUGAUUCUUUAAACAAUUCUGUGAGAAGAGAUAAAAAGGCACAGACUUUAAAAGAAAGUAAUAAAAAUGACUAUUUAAAGACAAAAUUAAAUUAGCUAAGUAAAGGUAGAUUUCUCAUAUAUAACAAAAAAAUAAUAAUGCCUCUUCAACUGGAAUAAUAUGAUAUAGAAGAAUGUAGCUUUUAGUUAUUGUUUCAGUAUGCUUGCUUCAUGUGAUUUGCUGAUAUAUUUCAAGUCACUUGUUAAAGGUUGUUAAUAACAAUUCAAUUUUAACUCAGGAUGACUUUUUACACCCCUACUGAUAUUCUUAUGAUGCAGCAUUAUGUAUCUAGUACCAUCAUUGAAUUAUUAUCUUUUUAAAAAUAUUAUUUGAAAUUUGGUAGAUUCAAAAUAAUUAAAUACUUAGGUAAAUCACAAAUAAGCAAACAUAAAUAUAUAAUUUUUAACAUUAUUUUCUUACUGCUUAAAGCCUAAAACCAAUUGUAGGCUCUAGUUUCCUUUGUAUACACAUCAAAGGUAAUUGCCAUAGGAUGCAAAACAUGUAAUAACAGAAUAAAUAAUUCUGACAAAGAACUAUUCAAAUAAAGUCCAAAUUAAAGAACAUAAGUCAGUGAUAUAAACAAUUUACUGGAAUCAAGAUAAUAUCUACUGUUUUCAUUCAAUAUCUGUCAAAAUGUAGAUUAACCUGCCUGUGUAUAACUUAGUUUCAUCUUCUAUGAAACAUACCCAUGCUAAUUUACUCCAAUAAAUAUAUCUUAUAAUUA